AUGUCUGCUCCUAAAUUGUUGUUUCUACAUGGCUUUUUGCAGAACGGUAAAGUGUUUUCGGAGAAAUCCUCUGGUAUUAGAAAACUUUUGAAGAAAGCAAAUGUGCAGUGUGACUAUAUUGACGGUCCAACCACUUUGGAACAGAAGGACCUGCCCUUCGAGAUCGAUGACGAGAAAUGGCAAGCCACAGUAGAUGCGCAACUGAACAAGUCUUGGUUCUACCAUUCCGAAAUCUCCAAAGAUCUGGAUUUGUCGCAGGCUAUUAAGACCGUGUCAGACCAUAUUAAGGCCGAAGGUCCAUACGAUGGAAUUGUAGGCUUCUCCCAGGGUGCUGCUGUAGCCGCCAUUGUCACCAACAAAAUCACACAACUGGUUCCAGACCACCCUCCUUUCAAAGUCAGUCUCAUAUUCUCUGGCUACUCCUUCACAGAACCGGACCCUCAAAACACAGACCAGCUUCGUAUCGCGGAGAAAUUUCAAGACAGCUUCACCCCGCUCGCUGACAGUCCCACUAAAAUGUUAUUUGUGUGGGGCGCCAGCGAUGUGGCCGUUCCAGCGACGAGAUCCAAGUACCUAUACAACAUUUACACUAAUGGAGCGGAGUCUACAGACCUUGCAAAAUGUUUCGAACACCCAGGCGGCCACAUGGUUCCUAACAAAAAGGAUAUUAUCAGACCUAUUGUUGAAGAAAUUUCAUCUGCUGUGGGAACCCAAAACUAA
This is a messenger RNA of Lachancea nothofagi CBS 11611, 720 nucleotides long. Lineage: Eukaryota; Fungi; Ascomycota; Saccharomycetes; Saccharomycetales; Saccharomycetaceae. The record is from the annotation of a GenBank genome assembly.